This is a messenger RNA of Pyrenophora tritici-repentis Pt-1C-BFP, 2190 nucleotides long. Its product is annotated as TreA, Neutral trehalase. The record is from RefSeq and is a predicted model, not a curated record. Gene Ontology annotation, cellular component: cytoplasm. NCBI's taxonomy places the organism in Eukaryota, Fungi, Ascomycota, Dothideomycetes, Pleosporales, Pleosporaceae. Gene Ontology annotation, biological process: trehalose catabolic process. Gene Ontology annotation, molecular function: alpha,alpha-trehalase activity; calcium ion binding.
AUGAGCUCGCAAUCUUCGAAACCUCGACGAACCUCGACUGCCAUUGAUCCGUACGCUGCACCGCACAUUUACUAUGGCGAAAGUCAUUCCAAGAAGCAUGCGAGGGCGAGAACCUACUCGGCCAACGUAGACCAAUCCACGCGUAAUGCCCCAAUUACCGACGGCAUCACCGCUGGCCGCCGCAUCAGCCACGAUGAAAUCUCGCUGCAGCCGCGCCGCUUCAAGAUCAACGUCGAGGAGACGCUACAGCAGCUCCUUGCCCGUGAAGACUCCGACCAGAACUACCAAAUCACCAUUGACGACAAGGGACCCAAGACGAUAUCUCUCGGCACCCUUGGCUCCAAUGCCUUCAAGAAACACGAUGUCCGCGGCACCUACAUGCUCUCGAACCUGCUCCAAGAGCUGACGCUCGCCAAGGACUAUGGCCGCAAGACCAUUGUCCUCGACGAGUCGCGUCUAAACGAGAACCCAGUAAACCGCCUCAGCCGUCUGAUUCAAUUUUCCUUCUGGGAUGGCCUCACCCGCCGCAUCGACGGCUCCAACAUUGCCAAAGUCGGUGUUGACCCCAAGGACUGGACCGAUGACCCGCGUCCCCGUAUAUACAUUCCUCAGGGUGCCCCAGAGCAAUACGAAUACUACACUCGCAUUGCUCGCGAGCAUCCAGACAUGCGCCUCGACGUUAUCUGGCUCGCCAAGGACUGCGACAACGACCAGUACGUGCGCGACUUGAACAAGGCACCUGGUCUGCUCGCCAUUGCCAUGGAAGAGUGGAUUGACCCUGAAACCAACAAGAAGGACCUGAGGGGCCUGCCCUUUGUUGUCCCAGGUGGUCGCUUCAACGAACUGUACGGAUGGGACAGCUACAUGGAGUCCUUGGGCCUUCUCGUCAACGACCGUGUCGACCUGGUCAAGUCCAUGGUCAUUCACUUCUGUUUCUGCAUCAAGCACUACAACAAGAUUCUCAACGCGAACCGUACCUACUACCUCUGUCGCUCCCAGCCGCCCUUCCUCACCGACAUGGCUCUGCGAUGCUAUGAACGCAUCAAGCACGAGCCUGGCGCCCUCGAAUUUCUCCGAGAGGCUAUCCUUGCUGCCAUCAAGGAAUACCAUUCGGUGUGGAUGUCCCCACCUCGUUUAGAUCCCGUCACUGGUCUUACUCGCUAUCGACCCGGAGGACUGGGUGUGCCGCCGGAAACGGAAGCCACCCAUUUCGAGCACAUCUUGAAGCCCUAUGCCGACAAGCAUGGUAUGACUUUUGAGGAGUUUGUUGACGCCUACAACUACCAGCGUGUUGUUGAACCCGAACUCGACGACUACUUCCUGCACGACCGUGCCGUGCGUGAAUCAGGCCACGAUACCUCAUAUCGUCUCGAGAGGGUCGCUGCUGAUCUAGCAGUUGUCGAUAUCAACGCGCUGUUGUACAAGUAUGAAGUCGACAUUGGUCGUUGCAUCCGCAAUCACUUCGGCGACAAGCUCGAGAUUCCAGCAGAGUUCUGCACGGGUGACAUGAAGCCUGGUCAAAUCGAAAACUCUGCUUCAUGGGAACGCCGCGCUAGAAAGCGCCGUGUCCAGGUCGACAAGUAUUUGUGGGACGAGGAAGCUGGUAUGUACUUUGACUAUAACACCGUCAAGCAGCAGCGUACCGGCUACGAGAGUGCCACUACCUUUUGGCCCAUGUGGUCCGGUCUUGCCACGCCCCGCCAGGCUAGUAUCCUAGUGGAGAAGGCUUUGCCUAAGCUCGAAGCCUUCGGUGGACUAGUGUCAGGUACGGAGAAGUCGCGCGGCAAGGUUGGCCUUGAUCGACCCAACCGACAAUGGGACUAUCCUUUCGGCUGGGCACCACAGCAGAUGCUUGCAUGGGUUGGUAUGCAGCGAUACGGCUACGAUGCUGAGGCCCAGCGCCUAGCGUACCGUUGGCUGUUCAUGGUCACAAAGGCGUUUGUCGACUUCAACGGUGUUGUCGUUGAAAAGUACGAUGUCACAAGGAAGAUUGAUCCCCACAAGGUCGAGGCAGAGUAUGGCAACCAGGGCAGUGACUUCAAGGGUGUUCCUCGCGAAGGCUUCGGAUGGGUCAACGCAAGCUACAUCUAUGGUCUCACCCUUCUUAGCGCACACCAGCGCCGCGCUCUCGGCGCCCUUACCGACUGGGACAGUUACGCCAAGGCCAUGUCGGAUCUCGGCAUGAUGUAG